UUCCAGCUAAUAAUCUACGAGGCUGAGCCAGCGGGCUGAGCCCUUUAAUGUUUCUAGUUAUUCAAUAGUUAUCUAGAUCUAACUGGCUCCACCUACCGUCCACGUGGUUCAUGAUGGAGGCUACAAAGCAGAAAUCUCACAAGAAGCGACAAGCUGGUACCAAAGCUAUAAAAAAGAAGAAAAGGGACAAGAAGGGGAAGGAAAACGAGGAAGCAGAGGAUCAAAGAAACCCCAAGGCUUUCACUUAUCGUAGCGCCAUCAGAGCAGCCAGAUCAAAAAGGAGGACACUAGACAUCAAUGAAAAGAGGAACCGUCUCCCCCAGGUGGACAGGACUCCAGUUGAACCGCCCCCAGUACUAAUAGCUGUAGUAGGACCACCUAAAGUUGGAAAGACGACACUAAUUAAUGGACUAGUGAAGCACUUCACUCAUCACACUGUGUCCAAGAACCAGGGACCAGUCACUCUAGUGUCAGGUAAAAAGAGACGGAUCACAUUUAUUGAGUGCAAUAAUGACAUCAAUACAAUGAUUGACAUAGCAAAAGUCGUAGACCUUGUAUUGCUGCUUGUUGAUGCCAGUUUUGGUUUUGAGAUGGAAACGUUUGAGUUCUUAAAUAUCCUACAGACCCACGGGUUCCCUCGUGUGAUGGGAGUACUGACACACCUUGACAUGAUGAAGAAGAACAAAAACUUGAGGAGACUCAAAAAGAAACUUAAACAAAGAUUUUGGACAGAAAUAUAUCAGGGUGCGAAACUUUUCUAUCUGUCCAACAUUCGUCAUGGUCAAUACAUGAAGAAUGAGUUGCAUAAUCUUGGUCGGUUUAUAUCAGUCACAAAGUUCAAACCACUGGACUGGCAGUCAUCGCAUCCUUACCUCAUUGCUGACAGGAUGGAGGAUCUCACAUCUCCUGAUUCAAUUAAAGAGGAUCCAUUGUGCAACCGAACCAUCUCAGUAACUUAUUAUGAUGAGAUGAAGGAAAUAAUGGCUGAGCGAGCCAAGAGAAACAGACAAGAAUUUGAGAGUCUUCCCCCAGAGCAGAGGCAGGACUAUAUAGGGGUACAACCUGGUGCUUAUGUCCGUCUAGAGAUACCAAACAUACCUUGUGAGUUUGUCCAGCACUUUGAUCCAUCCUAUCCCAUAAUAGUCGGCAGUCUACUCCCUGGAGAAGAGAAGCUAGGGUACGUCCGCGUCAGAAUGAAGCGUCAUCGCUGGUACAAGAAGAUUUUAAAGUCACACGACCCCCUGAUUGUGUCUAUGGGAUGGCGUAGGUUCCAGACCCUGUGUGUGUAUUCAGUGGAGGAUCACAAUGGGAGGAGACGAAUGCUCAAGUAUACUCCAGAGCACAUUCACUGCAUGGCUUCUUUUUAUGGUCCUGUGACCACACCCAAUACUGGAGUCCUUGCUAUACAGUCCGUCAAUAAUAACAUCAACACUUCAGAUUUUCGAGUGGCAGCCACUGGCCUUGUAUUGGAGAUGGAGAAGUCAACAAGUAUAGUUAAGAAACUAAAGCUAACCGGAGUCCCUUACAAGAUAUUCAAGAACACCGCCUUCAUCAAAGGGAUGUUUAAUACUCCUCUCGAAUGUGCUAAAUUUCAAGGGGCAUUAAUUAGAACAGUCAGUGGAAUAAGGGGACAAGUGAAAAAGAAUCUCUCAUCUCCAGAAG
Messenger RNA from Amphimedon queenslandica, 1662 nucleotides. Its product is annotated as ribosome biogenesis protein BMS1 homolog. Gene Ontology annotation, biological process: endonucleolytic cleavage of tricistronic rRNA transcript (SSU-rRNA, 5.8S rRNA, LSU-rRNA); maturation of SSU-rRNA from tricistronic rRNA transcript (SSU-rRNA, 5.8S rRNA, LSU-rRNA); ribosome biogenesis. The record is from RefSeq and is a predicted model, not a curated record. Lineage: Eukaryota; Metazoa; Porifera; Demospongiae; Haplosclerida; Niphatidae. Gene Ontology annotation, molecular function: GTP binding; U3 snoRNA binding; GTPase activity. The transcript is spliced from 9 exons. Gene Ontology annotation, cellular component: 90S preribosome; nucleus. The annotation marks the transcript as partial.